Molecule: messenger RNA, 1706 nt
Organism: Aphanomyces invadans
Lineage: Eukaryota; Oomycota; Saprolegniomycetes; Saprolegniales; Verrucalvaceae
Exons: 3
Coding region: 306-1604 (432 amino acids)
Molecular function (GO): protein binding
Source: RefSeq, a predicted model, not a curated record
AAGGUGCUUUUGCUGCCUGACAUUGGGAUGCGCCAUACGCACAGAAUUACAUAACAAUUGGAAGCAUGCGACCAAAAAACCAAGUGCCGAAAGGAAAUGAGCGGCAAGUCGAAAGUUGUUGAAUGAACUCGGGCCACGUCGCCUAACACACACCACGAGCCAUCCAUUGUUCCAGUGACCUGGCAGACGCGUCCUCUAUUGUUCAUCCCUUGUGAUACGACAGGCGGCGUUACACUGUGAAACCGACAUGAACUGCCACAACAGUCUAAUUGUGUUUGCCACCGCUAGAUCCCACGCCAGAAAAAAUGCUGGCCACGAGCAGCGUUGGCGCCACUACCGCUGUUUGCUCGCUGUCCGACCAGGUGAAGAAGUACAAACCCCGCAAUGUCGCCGACGUGAAAGACUCGGACAAUCCGAACAAAGUCGUCAAGCGCGACAUUGACUCGUUGGUUAUCAUGUGCAUCAAAGUCGUCACCGAACGAUUUAGCACCAAAGCGAACCCCAUGGCGGGUAUCCCGACGAGGUUUCUGCCCGAAGUGACGCAGCGCCUCCCUCUCGAUUUGCACAUCGUGGCAACGGCUCCGCACAUCCACGACGAAAACUUUUGGAAGCGCUGUUGUCUGCACCGGGCAGGAUGGUCGAACUUGCAAAUUGCGCACCAUGGCCUGACUUGGAAGCAAUUGUACUUGGAGCGCAAUUUGCAAGAAGAACUGGAGGCAUUCGACCCGACCAACUCGAAUGGCCAUGGCACGUACGCCGACUUGUUGACCAAGGUCCACGCGAGCGCGCCGCACAUCUUCUCGCUUGAAAUCGACCAGCUUUUGUCCCACUUGGACGUACACGAAGUCACGUCGUGCCUGCCCAACUUGACCAAGCUCAAGCUGUCGUACGGCGUCAAGAACAUCGGUAUGAAGUACGAGCGAAUGCUGUUCGGAAUGAAAAUUAGCGACGCCACAUCUCUUUCGCAUGCGAUCAAGGCGACUACGACUCUGUCGACGCUGCAGCUCCCAAGCAAUCUGUUGGACGACGAUUUGCUUCGCAUGCUCAUGACGGGCCUCAUCAAGAACACCACGAUCACAACGUUAGAUUUGUCCCACAAUAAGAUUACCAACCAUGGCGCCCGCCUUUUGGCCAAGCUCCUCGUGCCCACCUCGGUCAUAUCAACGCUCAACUUGUGCGACAAUCAAAUUCACGCGGAAGGCGGAAGGUACUUGGCUCGUGGUCUCAAAUGCAACACGAGCUUGGUCGAGUUGAACCUACGGCUCAAUCGCCUCACGGACGAAGGGGGCAAGUUGCUUCUCGAAGGUCUCGUCGGCCAUCGAUCGCUGUCGAUUUUGAACUUGAGCAACAACGCCCUUGCGUCGGAAACUGCGGAAGCGUUGUGCAGGCUCUUUUUGGACCCCGACAGCGCUCUUUCUGUCAUCGAUUUGAGCGGCAACCAACUCCAGGAAUCCGACGCCAUUUCGUUGUACGAAGGAUUGGAAAAGAACACGCGUGUGGUAACGUUGGACUUACGGCAAAACCAAAUCUCCAAGGACACGUCGGCACUAACGCAAAUUGCGCAGAUCGUGCGCCGCAACGAGAUCGAAGGCCGUCGAUCGUGAACCGUUCUUCGCCAUGUUUCAUGCAUUAAUGCAAUCCUACUACAUUGCCUCUUACGGCGUGUCCAAGUCGUCGAUGGGGUGAACGACGUGGUCCUUGACACG